Molecule: messenger RNA, 408 nt
Organism: Seminavis robusta
Lineage: Eukaryota; Bacillariophyta; Bacillariophyceae; Naviculales; Naviculaceae
Source: the annotation of a GenBank genome assembly
AUGAAGACUGCUCUGCUGUUGUCCUCGCUGCUUGUGGGUGCCUCCUCCUUCGCGGUUGUCCCUGCAACACCAGCCAGGCGUACUGCUCUGGCUGCUUUCAUUCCUGAAGAGGACAUGACGGUAGAUCAGCUCGAAAUCAAAAAGAUCAGCGACAAAUGGAGUGAGAUCAGACAUCUCUCCAGAGAAGAAGCUGAAGCUCAGCUUGAAGGCGACUGGUUGGAAGCCUACAACCGCUUCUACAAAAAGUAUGACGAAGAUAUGGAGCGAAUGACGGAGAUUGUCGCCUCCCUUCAAAAGUCCAUCGAACCUCCAAAGGUCCAAAAGAAAUCCAAGGGACAAAAGCGACGUGACGCUUGGGCUCGUGUCCAGGCCUUACAGGCUGCCAGGGCUGCUGCUGCUGUCAACUAA